GAAGUUACCAUUAGCAACUGGGCAGCGCCCGACUCAGCUCCCAGUUCCUCCACCGGAGCCUCUGCUGCUGCUGCUGGUUACUGAAGAUAAAUUCACCCAGAAUUUACAGUAACGGUCACAACGGUGACAGACAAGUGGAUCCCGGGCCCCUAGGAUGUUGGAGAGUCUGACUAUGGUUCUCAGCUGAGGUCACAGUGAAUGGCGCUGCCAUGUUGCCAGGAGUGGGUGUGUUUGGCACAGGGAGCACAGCCCGGGUGCUGGUCCCACUGUUGAAAGCUGAGGGCUUUGAGGUUCAUGCGCUCUGGGGCCGCAGCGAAGAGGAGGCAGGCUGCUUGGCCAAAGAGCUUGGAAUACCAUUUCACACUAGCCGAUCUGAUGACGUCCUGCUGCACCAGGAUGUCGACCUCGUUUGCAUCUAUAUUCCUCCCUCAAUGACGAGGCAGAUUGCUGUCAAAGCACUGGGUAUAGGAAAGAAUGUUGUGUGUGAGAAAGCUGCGACUGCUGUGGAUUCAUUCAAGAUGGUGACUGCCGCCAGAUACUAUCCCCAGCUGCUCAGCAUUAUGGGUAAUACCCUGCGCUUCCUGCCAGCCUUUGUUGCAAUGCGUCAGUUGCUGGUGGAGGGGUAUGUGGGUGAAAUGCAGGUGUGCGAUGUUCGGGUCUACGGCCCGAGCCUCCUGGACCAGUCGUACGGCUGGACCUGCGAGGAGCUGAUGGGCGGAGGUGGUCUGCACACUGUCGGCUCUGCCAUCAUCGACCUUUUAAGUUACCUGACUGGGGCCCGAGCCCAGCGCGUGCACGGCUUACUGCGGACUUUUGUUCAACAGAAUGGUUUGAUCCGAGGCAUCCGCCGCGUCACCAGUGACGAUUUCUGCUUCUUCCAAAUGUUGAUGGGUGGAACUGGCUCUUGCUCUGGUGGUGUGUGCUGCACUGUGACCCUGAACUUCAACAUGCCGGGGUCAUUCGUGCACGAGGUUAUGGUGGUUGGAUCAACUGGGAGGUUGGUUGCCAGAGGCACGGAACUGUAUGGUCAACGCAACGGGAGUAACGGUGAGGAGCUGUUGCUAGGCGACAGCGGAUGGGUGGGGCCGGAGUUGAAGGAGAUGCCCCUGCCUCACCUGCGGGGGCUGAGCUCCAUGGUGAAGGCGCUUAGAGAGUCUUUUCAGGCUCACGAGGAGCGCAGGUCAUGGGCACAAGGACCAGUGGUCAUGGCACCAACAUUUGAGGAUGGUCUGUAUGUGCAGACGGUGGUGGAGGCCGUGAAGCGGUCCAGCUGUAGCGGAGAAUGGGAGUGCGUUGAGAUCAUGAGUGAGGAGCCGGAUCCCAACCACAACUUGUGUGAGGCUCUGCAGAGAAACAAGAACUAAUUAUAUUUAUACAACCAGUGCAUCUACUACAUGUCUGACUAAACUGGGCUCUGAAUGUCGCUCCUUUAAUUCUGCUGCUUUGGCAGAUUACAUUACACACGACUACUUUGUGUAUCACAUUUUGAUCCGAAUAUUUUGAUUGAGAGAAUAUAAAUGUGUCGCAGAAGUUUGUUUCCUCACAGUUGCUAUUUGCUUUUACACUAAAUUGUCAUUCACAGCUCCAUUAUUCAGAUUCUUAAAAGAAAGCUCUGUAUUGAGUUAAGGCUGCCAAAGUCUACCAUGCCAAAAAAGUUGACAUGAUCCACAAUUAUCAGAUAUUCUUUCGCUUUAUGAGACAAUUUAACGAACUCGUGGAGUCGUGACUACAAACUUCCUCCCAAACAAGACCCAAACAGUUUGCAUGGGUACAUGAAUGUAGAACGCAAAAAAAGUACCUUAUCCUUAAGAUAUGCCAGAAUGUUUUUGUCAUUUUUCUCCUAUCGAACCAGCAGGUGAGGAGUUGGAGGUUUCGGUAUCUAUGGAAGAAAAACUGCUAGACCCGGUGCACAAGCAUAAACCCAUUCUGGCUUCUAAAAUUAUUUUGCAAAAAAUCUGGGUCAUGAUAAAUCUGUGAGAAUCACAAGAGUUUGUAAAUAACCACUGACAAAAUAUUUGUGUCCAGCACAGUCUGUACAAGGUGUUCAUUCAGACACUGUGAGGUUCAAAUUUAACUGUAAUUUACAUUCCAACAUUUGAAUCUCUACUGAACAUAAUCUAAUAUUAUUUAAUUUCCAAAAGCACAUUGUGUUUACCACAGGCGUGAAUGUGAAUAACAAAGCAUGAGGGUGAUUUGAAUAACAAAAUCCUUCGCCGGCUGCAGAAGGAUCACUGUCAGAAUACAAAUCACAAACCAGUGGAGAUCAGCCUGUGGAUACUUCAUAAUAAGAAUACAGGAGCUGCGUCAGUUUUUAAAGAAAGUGUAAUAAUAAGCAGAGAUUCAAAUUGUUGAAAACAUUGCAAGUAGGGCUUGUAGGUUUUUAUGUUAUAAACUGCCGUGACACACAUAAAAUACCAGGGAUUACAAUAAGCUAUGUAGAGAAAGGAAUAAUAAAAUGUCUGAUUUGUAGCAUUGCCCCUCAAAACCCCCCUUUCUUAUAGUGAUUCGUAAUUUUAAAUGAAACUUUAGAGUAUCACUUAAACCGUAUCUGCCCUCAGAGGAAGUAUGCAGUUGUAGUUUCCUGCUUUUCAGAUGUACCAGCUGUGGUGAGCUGGAUACUUUUCAUGGUAUCAAAAACAUUUAAACCCCUCAAACCACACCAGCCUCUUCUCAGUAUUUUCAGCAAUUAUGAAUAAAUUACUUCAAGCAGCUUCAAGGAGGUUGAUAGUGAAACACAGAUUCCACAUUUGUAGUGAUUUUAGGGUCCAUACUGACUGUUUGGCACAAACACACAACAUACGUAAAGACAGAGGUGAAUUGGCUCAGAUGGAUUUAUAGGAAUUUUAGUACCUGUUUUCUGCUGUAAAGACUUGCCACCAGUGGUCAUCUAUUUAACCGCUGAAAGUGACUGAAGGAGGAAACUACCAGCCGCCUGCUGGCUUUACACAUAGGACAGAUUAUAGCUGGAGUAACAGGUUGAACAUUUACAUAAGCAGAAACAGGUUUGUCCUAAAAAGCGACCUUUCAUUGUUCAACUGUCAAAGUUUUAAUACAAAGCCAGAGUUAAAAUGUUUCAAAAUUUUGUUUACAUGUGUUUACAUGUUCCUUUGUUUUUACAAGAUUGAGUUUCAUCAGUCUAUGCAUUUAAAGUUAUUACAGAUGUAUAAAUCCAGACUUGGGGGGCACCACCCCACCCUGUUUUGCUACAGUCACCCUGAAUCAUUGCUGAGCUUUUCAUUGAGUAGAACCACUGGAUUUGACGUGCGUGAGAGUAGAAACGCGUGCCUCACCAACGUGUUUAAUUAACGAGGCAGGAAGUGUUGGUUUGCGGUUGUUAUAGUCGCUCACUGCAUCUCAGUUCUGCUGAAUAUCCUAAAUAAUAUUAAAGACAGAUGCACGCUUACCUCACGCUUUCUUAACAGUGCUUUCCAAAAACCCUGAAUCAAGUUUACAUUUAGUGUUUUUAAUACAUUUGCCUGCAGGAUGAUCCACAAUCCACCACUUUUAAAAUACAUUCCAACUGACUAUUCACCAUCUUGUUGACAGUUGUAUUCGUUGUGUUUUUUGCACUGAAAACUGAUAAAAUGCCACCUAUUUAAUAUGCAGUGCAAUGCUUGUACCAGCCAGCUCACUGCAAAAAUUGACUUUACAUUUGUCUGUGUAAGGAAGACAUUUUGUAUUUAUUUAUGUUUUGAUGUGGAGAAGGUUUCCCUCAGUUCAUUCUGUUCAAUGUUUGUAUUUUCAGCGUGUGAAUUUCUGUUAAAAGCUGUUAUAUUUAUCUUGUUUCGCUUUAACUGUUGUUUUAAUUGAUAAUUUGGCUUUUUGAGCACAAUGUGUUUAAGUUGGGUAACUUUACUGUUCAUCUGCCUGACAAACAUUUCCUUAAAUAAAUACAAUUGUCUUCA
This is a messenger RNA of Platichthys flesus (European flounder), 3905 nucleotides long. It is a transcript of the gene gfod2, whose product is annotated as glucose-fructose oxidoreductase domain containing 2. The record is from RefSeq and is a predicted model, not a curated record. Bases 210 to 1364 code for a protein of 384 amino acids. Lineage: Eukaryota; Metazoa; Chordata; Actinopteri; Pleuronectiformes; Pleuronectidae. The transcript is spliced from 3 exons. Gene Ontology annotation, molecular function: nucleotide binding.